This is a messenger RNA of Chenopodium quinoa (quinoa), 1158 nucleotides long. RefSeq lists its product as uncharacterized. NCBI's taxonomy places the organism in Eukaryota, Viridiplantae, Streptophyta, Magnoliopsida, Caryophyllales, Amaranthaceae. The record is from RefSeq and is a predicted model, not a curated record. The annotation marks the transcript as partial. The transcript has 2 exons.
UUCUUGAAUUUUUUUUUUCCCAAAUAUAUAGGACUUCUUCCCAAUGGAAAUUUUGAAGAAGGACCAAAACCAUCAAACCUCGACAAGAUGGUAAUUGUUGGCAAAUACUCCCUACCUAAAUGGGUGAAGAAGGGCUUAGUGCAAUAUAUAUCAGGUGGACCACAGCCAGGUGGCUUCUACUUUUCUGUUCCACGUGGCGUUCAUGCGAUAAGGUUAGGAAAUCAAGCCUCGAUAUCCCAAUUUUUAAGAGUCAAAAAAGGAUCAUUAUACUCUCUCACAUUUAGUGCAACAAAGACUUGUACUGAAGAAGAGGUUUUAAGGGUAUUGGCUUCAAAAGAAACCACGGAUCUACCCAUUCAAGCAAUGUACAGUAGUGAUGGAGGGGAUACUUAUGCUUGGGCAUUUCAAGCAACUUCUAAUAUUGUUAAUGUCACUUUCUACAAUCCUCAUGUUCAAGAAGAUCCUACUUGUGGACCACUCUUGGAUGCUAUUGCUAUCAAAGAGAUAUUGCCUCUCCCCAAACCAAUAGGAAAUAUCGUUAAAAACGGGGACUUUGAAAUUGGUCCUCAUGUAUUCAAUAACUUCUCAACCGGUGUACUUAUAUCUCCACAUUCGAUGGACGUUGUUUCACCACUCCCUGCCUGGAUUGUUGAAUCUCUUAAGCCUGUGAAAUACGUCGAUUCAGCGCACUUCUUUGUACCUUCAGGGUCUGCUGCUAUUGAGUUGACCGGAGGAAGAGAAAGCGCGAUAUCUCAAAUCAUAAGAACAAUUCCUAACAAGCAUUACCUCCUAACGUUCACCAUGGGAGACGCGGAGAAUGGUUGCACCGGACCAAUGAUGGUGGAAGCAUUUGCGGCAAUGGAAAAUGUGGUUGCUCACCACGAGUCUCAUGGAAAGGGUAGUUUUACACAUGCAAGUCUCAAGUUUCAAGCUAUGUCAGUUAGAACUAGGUUAACAUUUUGGAGCUCAAUGUAUCACACUAAAGUUCAUGAUUUUGGAUCCAUGUGUGGUCCUGUCUUAGAUGAUGUUAAGGUGGUACCUCUUUAUUGAUUCUUGCUAUAGCAAAACAAUUAAAAUGAUUUUCGGUGCAUGAAUUUUAUACAAUUUAUUCAUAAUAUCAUGAAAUAUAUGUGUAAUAAUUUAGAGUUACUUACCUUU